AGCUGACAUCCAUCGUUAUUUUUUGUCAAAUAAUUUUUUGUGGUUAUGGCAGAGCAGAAUUUACCGCUCGACGAAUCUCUCGGCGAAGGCUUAAUGGAAGUCUGUAUGUCCUUGGGUCUCAGCUUGGUGCUGGAGUACAUUAAGCAGUCUGAGACGAACGAACCUCAGUCUUUGCCGCAGGAUGCGAAAAAGGCAAUAUACUCGGCUCCGCUCAGCGUAGAACAUCCGCGUCAUCAACUGCGCGAGAACCAAAUGGUUCGCUUCUACAAUUGCCUUUUCUGUCCGGAAGUGUUCGCCAGCCGCUAUGAUCGCAACACGCAUCAUAAGAUUCACCAGGAAAAGGAGAAUGUACCACAGUUCAAUUGCGAUUGGAAUCGUUGCACUCGCAGCUUCGAAACCGAACUGAAUUUGUGGAGACAUCAACGCUCGAUGGAACACCAUCGCUGGACAGCGACUUGCUGGCGCUGCAAGAGGACUUACCCGAACUUAAAGACUCAAAUGGCACACACAAAAUCAAAAAGAUGCCAUGAAAAACACGAAUAGAAUAGGUUGGAAAACACUCUAUUUGGCAGUAAACAAAGACAAAUGACAAAAUGUUCAAAAUAUGUUAUCAAUUAAAUAAACGGCCUCCGUGUCGCUG
Messenger RNA from Drosophila guanche, 640 nucleotides. RefSeq lists its product as uncharacterized. NCBI's taxonomy places the organism in Eukaryota, Metazoa, Arthropoda, Insecta, Diptera, Drosophilidae. The record is from RefSeq and is a predicted model, not a curated record. Bases 46 to 543 code for a protein of 165 amino acids. The transcript has 3 exons.